AUGACAACCAAGGCUGUUCUUAGAAGCAUCAAGAACGUCACCAAGGGCUAUUCGUCUGCACAGGUACUUGUUCGGGAAUGCACGUCGAACGACGACAUGUCGCCCACUAUCACGCAGAUGUCUCUCAUUGCCGACCUCACGUACAAGAACGGGACGUUCCAAGAUGUUAUGGACAUCAUCGAUAAGAGAAUCAACGACAAGGGGAGACACUGGAGACACGUGGCCAAGUCGCUAACCUUGCUCGAGUACUUGGUCAGGUACGGUUCGGACGACGUGGUCAUCUGGGCAAAGGACAACCUCUAUCUUAUCAAGACGUUGAGGGAGUUCUAUGUGAAGGACUCGCUAGGACAGGACCAGGGGUCCAUCAUCAGAGUCAAGGCCAAAGAGUUGACGUCUCUCUUGCAGGACGAUGAGCGGUUGAAGCAGGAGAGAGAUUCUGCUGCCGAAUCUGGGUCUAGAGGGAGACGUAGAAAGUACAAGCCACAUGACCGGACACACUAUGACGAGGAGAUCUAUGAUGACGAUCUCCAGAGAGCGUUGGAGGAGUCCAAGCUGACAGCGGAGGAGGAGGAGGCCAGAAGGAGAGAGAGAACCGACGAGAGUUUGGAGCGGGCCAUCCAGUUGUCCUUGGAAGAGGAGGAGAUGAGGAAGAAGAACCAGAACUUGUUGGAUAUAAACGAUACUUUCAAUGCACCGGAUGUUUAUGGGUUCUACAACCAAGAUCAGGAUCUACAACAACAGCAACAAGGCCAAAUUGUCGGUUAUGAUAUGUUUGGAAACCCGGUGUAUGCUGACCAAUUCCAACAGCAGCAACUGCUGGCACAACAACAGGCAUUGGCACAACAACAAGCGCUUGCACAACAACAUGCCCUGGCACAACAGCAAAUGUACCUACAACAACAACAGAUGUACCAACAACAGCUGGCUUCGAGCCAGGUGGCUUUACAGACGGGUUCCAACAAUCCAUUUGCACAGCAACCGCAGGCCCAAGAACAAGACUUGAAGUGGCAACAGCAGGCACAGAAAGAAGCCCAAGAUGCAGAAGCCAGAGGUAGAGAAGAAGAGCUACAGAGACAACGCUUGUUGCUUCAACAACAGCAGCAACAGCAGCAACAACAACAGCAACAGCAACAGCAACAGCAGCAACCUCUACAGCAAACACUUACAGGAAGCCAAAGAAUCAACCAGCAGUAUUCCGAACUCAACCAGUUGCUUGCCCAAGGUACAGGAAUAGACACCUUUGGUAAUACUGGUGAUGCUAGAAUCCCGGCUCAAUUCACCAAGACUGGCACGUUUAUCAACUCUCAAGGUACUGGCUAUAAACAAGUGUCUGCUCCAAAGAACCCGUUCUUGGACAGCCAGUUCACUGGCGUUCCAAACACUUUGAAUGCAAACUCCAACUCUCGUAUUGUUCCUUCCGAAACAGGCUAUGGUUUCGGAAACCAACACCAGGGACCAGGAAACAGCUUGAUUGAUCUAUAA
Pichia kudriavzevii is the source of this 1482-nucleotide messenger RNA. RefSeq lists its product as uncharacterized. The transcript has a single exon. Gene Ontology annotation, cellular component: plasma membrane; endosome; clathrin vesicle coat. Bases 1 to 1482 code for a protein of 493 amino acids. The record is from RefSeq and is a predicted model, not a curated record. Gene Ontology annotation, molecular function: clathrin binding; phospholipid binding. Lineage: Eukaryota; Fungi; Ascomycota; Pichiomycetes; Pichiales; Pichiaceae. Gene Ontology annotation, biological process: endocytosis; actin filament organization.